GGGACUCCCAAUCACGACCGGAUGUGAUACAGCCUGGAUUUGAACCAGGGACUGUCGUGACGCCUCUUGCACUGAGAUGCCGUGUCUAUGCAGUGCCUAGAUAGCUGCGCCAGUCGGGAGCCCAAGAUACUAGUCACUAUCCGUACAGUAGGUGGCGGCAAUACAUCAAUAGGCGUAGUCUGCCAUAAAACCUCAAGGAAGAAGAAGAAGCACACUCGUGAGAAUUAUGAACCGUUGUUCAUGUAUCUGUUGUCGUUUUAUAGACAGAUGAGCGAGUCUGCCAACAAAUAUGAUCCCUCUAAAGCGCAGGAAAGUGAACUGCUCCGUUACAAGCGACAGCAGCGGUGACAGGACCAGCAAGUUUCCCGGGGUUGUCAUCUUUCUCCUGGAGAGAAAAAUGGGAGCCAGUCGGAGAGCCUUCCUCACCCGGCUCGGGCGGGGGAAAGGUUUCAACAUAGAAUACUUCUUAAGCCGUUCCAUCACUCAUAUCGUGUCCGAGAAUAAUUCUGGGGAGGAAGUCCGGACUUGGCUGGACCUCCAGACUGGAGGACAGAGCAGAGAAGGGGGAGAAGGCAGGACAGCCCGACCUGGUUCUGUCCAUCUCCUGGACAUGGUGUGGUACACAGAGAGCAUGCAUGCUGGCAUCCCUGUGAUUAUACUGGACAGACACAGACUACAGGAGAGAGAGAAGCCUGGUUUGGAGCUGGCAGUGGUCUCAGUACCCAGCUAUGCCUGUCAGAGACACACCCCUCUACUGCACCACAACACAACAUUGACCGAUGCGUUGUCCAUACUGGCUGAGAAUGCGGAGCUCAGUGAAAACGAGGGACGGGGAGUGGCAUUCCGUAGGGCAGCAGCCUUGUUGAAGUCCCUCCCCCAGGAGGUCAGAGGGGCAGAGCAACUACGAGGACUACCUUGUCUGGGGGAGCAUUCACUCAGAGUCAUCAAGGAGGUUCUGGAGGAUGGUGUAUCUCAUGAGGUGGAGACCACCACGCAUUCAGAACAGUUUAAGGCCAUGAAGGCCCUAACAGGUAUUUUCGGGGUAGGGGCGAAGACAGCAGACCGUUGGUUCAGGGAGGGAAUACACACCCCCUCCGACCUGCAAAGAUCAGGACACACACUCAACAGAGCGCAACGAGCAGGUCUGCAGUAUUAUGACGAACUAAACCUGCCUGUCACGAAAUCAGAGGCUGUUGCAAUUGGUCAGAUUGUGGAGAGGGCGGUCCAUGCUGUGCUCCCGGGGGCAGAGAUCAUUCUGAUUGGAGGAUUCAGGAGAGGUAAGCAGACUGGUCAUGAUGUGGACUUCUUGAUAACCCAUCCCGACGAGGGCAGAGAGGAGGGGCUCAUGCCUAAGGUGGUGUCCUGGCUUGAAGCACAGGGCUUCCUGUUGUACCAGAAGACCACUCGGAACUCUUAUCUGGAGAGCAAAGAGGGUCCUGCGAGGCCAGCCUCUAACAUGGACCGCUUUGAAAGAUGCUUUUCCAUCUUUAGACUGAGCACAGACAACGAAGGGAGGGAGAUCCAGACGGGGAGGGAGAUCCAGACGGGGGAUGAUCCACAGACAUACUCACCGACACUGACCAAUACAGAUCCACACACCCACUCAGACACUCACCCACACUCAAAAACGGACUCACACCCACUUCCCCAGACCCUUGUCUUCCCCAAACCCCAGACUUCAGACUUCCCCAGACUUCCCCAGACCCCAGACCAUGCCCAGAAGGUGAGCUGGGUGCUGGGUCAUUCUCAGUGCUCAGGUCCCCGGUCCUGGAGGGCAGUGAGGGUUGACCUGGUGGUCUCUCCAUACAGCCAGUUUGCCUUCGCAUUGUUGGGCUGGACUGGAUCGAAGUUGUUUGAGAGAGAGCUGCGUCGCUGGGCAGUACAUGAGAAGGCCAUGACUCUGAGCAGCCAUGCUCUGUACGACAGAAAACGGACGCAGUAUCUAAGGGCGAGUUCAGAGGAGGAGAUCUUUGCUCAUCUGGGUCUGGAAUAUAUCCCUCCCUGUGACCGGAACGCCUGACGACAACAUACGGGACUGAUAACAGAUGCAGUCUAAGCGCUAAGCUAAGCAAACCCAAGCUAACUUAAACCUAAACAUAAGCCAAAUCAAACUGAGCCUUAUCCCGAGAACAACACACAGGCCAGAUACAGCCCAGGGUAGACAAGAAGGGGGGGGUGAGAGGUGGAUAGAUCGUUACAUAUCUGUAUUUUAUUCAAUUGUAAAUAAUAGAUAACAUACAGACCCAGGAUGUUGUAAAGUACCAAAUCUAUCUAUCUUUAGUUAACUAAAUUAAAAUAACUUAACUACUCGAGCCAUUAAUUGUACAGUAUGUGCUUUUUUUUCAUAUCUGACAUAUUAGAUCAUUUUCUUUCAUUGGUGCCUUGUUAUUGAAUACGUUUUUAAUAUUUACUGCAAUUUGUUUGUAAUAUUUAGAAUGCAGUUAAACUGUGAAUUAAAAUGAUAUCAAUAAUUUUAGACUUACCAAAAAGCUUUUAAAAUGUGACAAUGUAGGCCUAAAACUGUGUGCGUUCUGAGGGAAAGUGCUUAAUAUAUGCAUGCCCUCAUGCAGUGUGUGGUUUUGUUACAUUUUGCAUGAUGACAGCAGUGGCCUAUUUACACAGCAGGUGUAUGCUACACACACACCACCAUCCAACUCACGGUCUCAGAAAUAGAAACAUUAUGUACAAAAUACAUUUUAAAAAUGCCAAAAAACACACACAGCAUAAUUGGUUAGGGGAUCGUAAAACGGCAGCCAUCUCCUCCGGCGCAUGUGACAAAUAAAAUGUGAUUCUAUUACCUCUCAUGACAUGUCUGAGCAUAUAUAUGUUUGUACGUUGAUAUAUGUAUAUACAGUAUGCCAUUUUAUAUAUUAUCAUUUUAUGCAUUGUGGUGGUUUCUGUGUGUACUCUUGUUUUUAUUUGACAGAAAUAAAACUCCCCUAUUAUUGAAUGAGGA
Molecule: messenger RNA, 2956 nt
Organism: Salvelinus namaycush (lake trout)
Lineage: Eukaryota; Metazoa; Chordata; Actinopteri; Salmoniformes; Salmonidae
Gene: polm
Product: polymerase (DNA directed), mu
Exons: 11
Coding region: 290-2020 (576 amino acids)
Biological process (GO): double-strand break repair via nonhomologous end joining
Cellular component (GO): nucleus
Molecular function (GO): DNA binding; DNA-directed DNA polymerase activity
Source: RefSeq, a predicted model, not a curated record